Molecule: messenger RNA, 5979 nt
Organism: Saccostrea echinata
Lineage: Eukaryota; Metazoa; Mollusca; Bivalvia; Ostreida; Ostreidae
Product: chitin synthase chs-2-like
Exons: 31
Coding region: 1-5355 (1784 amino acids)
Cellular component (GO): cell septum; cell periphery; myosin complex
Molecular function (GO): cytoskeletal motor activity; ATP binding; chitin synthase activity
Source: RefSeq, a predicted model, not a curated record
AUGGGUCAGGUUACUGUGGAAUCAUUAGAUAUCGUGGUGGCCAAUUAUCCGUGGAAUUCGUGGGACCAUGGAAAAUACCAUUGGAAACAUUUUGAUACUAGACUCCCUCCACAUAUUUUCAAUGUGGCAAAUAGAGCGUAUCGACGAAUGUGUCAGACCGACGGAAACCAGACAAUAAUUUUCUGUGGUGAAUCAGGUGCGGGAAAGACAGAAAACACAAAAUACUUGGUACAACACCUGAUGCAUACAUGCAUUUGUGACCAAGGAAUCGAAGAAUUGAAAAGCAAAAUUCUCAAGCUUGAUGUUGUGCUCGAAAGCUUCGGAAACGCAAGAACGAAAAUAAAUUCCAAUGCUAGCAGAUUUGCAAGGCUUCUACAGAUAAGCUUUAGAGAUGAAAAACUCAUUGGAGCCAAUGUGCGACACGUCAUGCUUGACAAAAAUCGGGUUGUGGCCAGGACGGAAAAUUGUAAAGAGGGAAAUUUCCACAUUUUCUAUGCUUUAUGUGAGGGUCUGUCUGCUGAAGAAAAGCAAAAAUUUCACCUGCAGAGGAAAGAAGUUUACACAAUACUUCUUGGAAGUAAUGAAGAUUUACAUGAAAAAGAAAAAUAUCUUAAACAGUACCAUGAUAUCAAAAAGGGCCUUGACAACUUUGCGGUGUCACCCUAUGAAUUUAUAUUUCUGACAAAAAUGCUAGCUGCCAUUUUACUGCUUAGUGAGAUAACAUUUGUUAAACCAGUAAGAGAGGUUGAUAAGAUAAAAGUAAAGAACGAAGAAAAACUGGAGCAGGUUGCAGAAUUGAUGAGUGUUAAAUCUGAUGAUUUGAAGAAAGGCCUGCUGUUGAAGACAUUCAGUGCUGGUGACAAAAUCCCACACAAUACUGUACAGGACGCUGAAAUUAGGAGAGAUACUUUGGCAAAGCACACAUAUGAACGAUUGUUUGGAAACCAAGAAGAAGCCAACAUAGGAAUUCUUGACAUGCCGGGGUUUGAGAAUCUACAAGUAAACAGAUUUGAACAAAUGUGUAUUAACUUGCUUUAUGACAAACUGCAGAUUUUCAUGUUUGAUAAGAUCAUUGAGAGUGAAAAGGAAAUUUACGAAGACGAAAAUAUUGAUCCCGACCUUUUGGCCAUCAAAAUAGAAAAUGAAAAUAUUGUUGACAUUUUUGAAAAUAAGAUGAUAGGAAUAUGGUCAACACUAUGCACGGAAUCUUCACCGCCUUAUGGUAGAGACCAGCAUUUAGUGGUAAGAUUGCAAUGGAACCUCAGAGAUCAUACUCCACAACUCAUAGAAUUCAGACAAAGAUGUCCAACAGAGUUUUGCAUUAAACACCAUGCAGGGGAGGAGUCAGUGAAUGAGCUGAUCAGAGAACUGGAACGUUCAACGACCCAUUUUGUGAGGUGCAUAAAACCAAACGAGGAUCCAAAGAGCAGUUCGUUUGACAAAGUGGUUGUUAGAAAGCAGUUGAGAUACAGUGGAAUCUUGCAGAUGGCUAAACUUCGAAAUCACGGACUUUCUGUUGAGAUAACAAUAAAGAAUUUCAUGGAAAGGUACAUCAACCUCAUUCCAGAUCUGCAUGCAGAACCAACUAGGGAAGAUGUAGAAUCCUUACUUCAAAAUGCACUUCCAUCUGAAAUGCAAGAUUGCUUCCAAGUUCGAGACCACAAGGUCUUCUUGAAAGAGGAGGUAGAUAUGUACAUGGAGAAAGAAUUGAUUAAGAUCAGAAGAAAAUGCGAGGAUAAAACAGUACGUCAAAAUAGAAGAAGUGGAAGACAGUUGAAAUUCAAAAAAAGAGAAAUUCAAGAGAAUGAAGUUAUUGCUGCGGGAAGUGAUUUAGAAAAUGAAGACAAUGAACAGACGAAUGUAAAAUAUUACCACUCAAACGAUAAUGCAACAGACACGGAAAACAACGAGGUUUCUGUCAUUCCUAUUUUGCUUCUUCCAAAAACAGAUCUUUUACCUGAAACACUUCAAACUGCAAUAGCUAAGUAUGAGAGAGGUAUGCCAGGAGUAUUUGAAGACAUUUCUUACAAUUCUUUUAUGUAUAUCAAAGUUUUUGCAGCUUUCCUUUUCACUUCUUUGUCAUGGUGGGAAAAUUUUGCUGCUGACAAAGGAUGUUUUUCCAAAAUUUUUCAGAGAGGCAUUAAUAAAGUCAAAUACGAGUUGCAAGAAAGCAGACCGUAUUUUGGCAUUAUCGUUUCAUUAACGAAGAUAGCAAUGACGGUUUUAUCGGCAAGCCUUCUUGUUGGAGAUCAAACAGAACUUCUGAAUUCUGAAUUUUGGUCAACAAUAACAAACUACGAUAAUGUUGGAUUUUUCUCUGAUAUAAUUGCCCUCGUUAUAUCCGGAUUCGUCGGAUACUAUGUCGCAUACACGGCUUGUAAACUACGGAUGCAAAUAUUUUCGUUUUCCAUACCUUGUCUGAUUUCUACUCCGAUCUUCAUUACACUAAUGGCAUAUUAUUGUGAUGACAGCGAAAGCAUUCUUUCAGUGAUAUCCUCGAUUAAUAUAGAUAUUGCCUGUGAACAUAAUCAUGAAAUAGCAAACAACUGGCUUCACCUUACAGUCACUGCAGCUUGGCUUUUAUCAAUGUACUGGAUUGGCCAGCACAUUUGGUUUCCCUCGCAAGAGAGAAUUGCUAAGAUAGAACGCCUGUUUGUCAAUCCCUUAUAUUGCGGAAUUCUAAUGGAGCAACAUUUGGUGAUGAAUAGAAGGCGGCUAGUAAGAGAAAUACCAAAUAUGGAAAAGACAAACAUCAAGAAAGAAGAGGACAGCGAUACGAGAAAAAACAUCAUUGGCCAGGAAGAACAUCAUUCGGAGGAAGAAAGGUAUAGGCAAUUCUUUAUUAAGGUAAGGGUCACAGAAGGGGAUCAUUUUACAUUUUUGUUUCUUGUUAUAUUGUAUAAAAACCUAAGUGAAAGGACAGAAAAUAUUUAUCCACGAGUCUUCGCAUGCGCUACUUUGUGGCACGAAACUCUUAAUGAAAUGAAGCAAUUGCUAAAAUCCUUAUAUAGAGUCGACAAGGACCAGUCUGGAAGGAAAGAAGGAGAUCAAGACUACUACGAGUUUGAAGCACAUAUUCUUUUUGACGACGCAUUCCAGAAAAAUGAUGUGAAUGAUUUUGUAAAGAAUUUUGCUUCUGUUAUGAAUGAAACCGUUAGUGCCGUCCAUGCAAAGGCCACCAAACUGGAAAAACCUGUAAUAAUCUGCACAGUAUAUGGAGCCCAAAUCGUAUAUAAAAUGCCUGGGGGAAAUCUUAUGUUCAUUCAUCUGAAAGAUAAAACAAAAAUACGAAACAAAAAAAGAUGGUCGCAGGUGAUGUACAUGUAUUAUUUGCUUGCUUAUCGCUUGAGCAUCGAAACCAUCGAAAUGCAAACUCACAGAGAAAGCAAGAAAACAUUCGAGGAACUCCUUAAACCAAGAGCAAACAACACAUUUCUCCUUGCCUUAGAUGGAGACGUAGAUUUUUCACCAGGUUCCUUGAGGAUUCUUGUAGACAGAAUGAGAAAGGAAGACAGAGUUGGAGCUUCAUGUGGCCGUAUUCACCCAAUUGGCAGUGGUCCCAUUGUUUGGUAUCAAAAGUUUGAGUAUGCAGUUGCCCAUUGGCUUCAGAAAGCGACAGAACACGUUCUGGGAUGUGUGCUGUGUUCUCCUGGGUGCUUCAGUCUUUUCAGAGGUUUCGCCUUAAUGGAUGAUAACGUAAUGAAUAAAUACACACAAUUACCAACAGAAGCAUCACACCACCUCAUGUAUGAUCAAGGGGAAGACAGGUGGCUAUGUACGUUACUUCUACAACAAGGCUACAGAGUUGAUUAUGCAGCAGGAGCAGAUGCCUUUACAUAUGCUCCAGAGGGAUUUAAUGAAUAUUUCAAGCAAAGAAAAAGAUGGGGUCCUUCAACUCUUGCCAACAUUAUGUCUCUUCUACAAGAUUGUAGAAAUACAGUCCAAGCUAAUGCAAAUAUAAGUUGGCUGUACAUUUUUUAUCAAGGAUCAUUACUGGUUGCCACAAUAGUAGGACCGGCUACAAUUUUGAUGAUGAUUGCUGGUGCUUUUGUGGCAGUAUUCAAAAUUGAUCUGCUAACGUCGUACAUUGCUUCUCUUGCUCCUGUAAUCCUCUUUUUCGUUAUAUGUCUAACUUGUAACUCAAACAUUCAGCUACUUGUAGCACAGCUUCUAAGUGGAAUAUACGUUAUAAUCAUGAUCGUUGUCUUAGUGGGUGUGAUCAUAACCGCUGUCACUGAAUCGCCUUUCCAUCCAAGUGUCGUAUUUCUUUGUGGAAUCAUAGCCAUUUUUGUGAUAGCUGCACUAUUUCAUCCAAGAGAAUGGGACAAUCUUUUGUUCGGAUUAUUAUACUUUGUGCUGGUACCAUGUGGUUUUCUCGUCUUGAUAAUAUACUCAUUAUGCAAUUUAAAUGAUGUUUCCUGGGGAACACGAGAAAGUGGGAAGAUGAAGGGGAAAGACACGGAAAAGAAAGAUAUAGUUUCCAAAAUACUUUCACCCUUUCGGAAGUUUAAAGGAAAUGUUUCAAAACCAUAUGUGUCUGAAGAUGAUGUAGAACGAUUAGUUGCAAAAUUGAUUGAAGGAAAUAGUCAUACCAAAGACUCUAAAACAACCAAAGAUGAUCCAGAUGAAGUCGUUGUUGGUAGAGAAAAAAUAAAGAGCGAUAAAGACACAAUUAGAAAACAACAGAGCGUUGAACAUGAAAGAACUACAGACAGUGUUAAUGAUUCAGAGCCUCAAUGGAUAAGUAAAGGUAUAUUUAAAGGCAACCGUAUAGAGAUGACCGAGAAAGAAGAUGAUUUCUGGAAAAGACUCAUUGAUAGAUAUCUUAAACCCCCUCAAAGAGAUGAAGCAAAAGAAAAUGAAGACAGGGAGAAGUUAAAGGAAUUAAGAAACAAUGUCUGCGCUGGAAUGGCUGUUCUAAAUUUAAUCUGGGUUUCCAUAAAUUUUAUGUUUCAAUUGAGGAGACCAACAGUUGUCACUUUAACAAAGUUUGAAAAUGGUAACGAAAUAGAAAUUGAUGUCCUUGGAUUACUGUUUAUCAUUUUCUUCACUCUGAUUCUCGUCCUUCAGUUUUGUGGCAUGCUUAUGCACAGAUGGGGAACAUUUCUUCACCUAUUGGCAAUAACAGAGAUCCCAAACCCUUUUCUGAAAAAGGAUGACAAUCCAAAACAACAGGACCAAUCUUCUCCUGAAGAAGAAAAUGAAGAUGAUCUUACGAAUCAAAUAAAAAAUCUUUCGCUAAUAGGAAGACGUCAUAAAGGAGAUGCAGAAGAAUAUAUAAUUCCGAUGAAAAGGCGCAUUAAGGAAAAAGUUAGAAAUAGGAAACAAUCCCAGGUAUCUUCCUAUACAGACUGAAGUAUUCUGAUUAUGUACCAAAGAAAUAAAUAAUCAUGGAGUUCUAUACACUGUCGGUGUUGUAAAAAUUAUGAAGAAUAUUAAAAGAAAACACUUUGAUGUGACCAAAUAUGAGAAUUUUUAUUAUAUUAACAGAUUAUAUACUGAUGUCGUUUAUGUAAUCCCACUUAAUAGAACCCUUGUUCAUAAUUAUGUAUGUUUCUGCAUCAAUAAAAUUAUGAUAGUAUAAAGCUUAAAAUAAUAACAUUGUGUUCUUACAAUUAAAAAUAAAAUGGAGAUUUCAAAACAGUUUUUUAAUGCUGUAUAAGCAAUUAGUAGAGAAAAGCACAUCUGAUUUCCAAAUGUUUGAGCAAAUCAUCAUUAUUGAUCAGAACAGUAUAAUGUGUAUUGAUUCAUUAUUUAUACACAUAUGUGAUAGUUUUCAAAUGUUUAUGCUCGUGUUACCUCAGUUUGAUUCAUUGUUGAAUUAUCAAUUAGAACUGAUUUACAAGCAAUUGUGAUGUGUGUUGUAUUUACAAAAUAACUUAAAACCGCAUAAAUAAAUAAAAUGUUCUCAGUUUAAUUAAUUUAAACCAAAAUAUACACAAUUAUUUGCAUAUUGAAAAUGAAGUGCACGAGCUCUGA